Molecule: messenger RNA, 330 nt
Organism: Penicillium samsonianum
Lineage: Eukaryota; Fungi; Ascomycota; Eurotiomycetes; Eurotiales; Aspergillaceae
Exons: 2
Coding region: 1-330 (109 amino acids)
Source: RefSeq, a predicted model, not a curated record
AUGGAACAACUGGUUCCUUAUUGGGCCUUGUUUUGUACAACGAAGACAUUCAUUGAGGAAUUCAUGGCCAAUCAAGAAGCCUUAAACAAGUCUGCUUUCGUUCGGCCGAACUGGCCGUGCGAACAAUUACCGCAAUGCCUUCUCGAUGCCGAUAAUUAUUUACAGGACAUCGAAUAUGAGGUGGCGGAAGAGGCUCAGGGAGCCGCGGGAGGGAGCGAUGUUCUUACCCACACGGUAGUUCGGUAUCUUGAGAAAAUUCAGAGCUUCUUAGACCAGAACGUGGAUGAUGCUGCGGAAAUGGAUAUUAUAGACCGGGCAUCACAAAAGUGA